AUGGGUGCCUGCUGCAGCUGUCUCGGCUCCCGCCUGGGCGACGGCGCCUCCAACCAGCUCUUGCUCCAGGAGAACGAGCGUGACGCCAUCCUGGCCCUUCUCAGCUACCUCGAAAACCGCAGCGACGUCGACUUCUUCUCCAACGGGCCGUUGCGGGCGUUGCUGACGUUGGUGUACCUGGAGAACAUCGACUUGCAGCGACUGGCGGCGUUGGCGUUCGCCGAAAUCACCGAGAAGGACGUUCGCGAAGUCAGCCGCGACGUUCUCGAACCGAUUCUCAUCCUCUUACAGCUGAGCGACGUCGAAGUGCAACGGGCGGCGUGUGGCGCCUUGGGCAAUUUGGCCGUCCACCCCGAGAAUAAGAUCUUGAUCGUGGAAAUGGGCGGGUUGGAGCCGUUGAUCCGCCAGAUGAUGUCGCCCAAUAUCGAAGUGCAAUGUAACGCCGUCGGUUGCAUCACUAACUUAGCUACUCAGGACGAUAAUAAGCUGAAGAUCGCCAAGCUGGGAGCGUUGAUCCCGUUGACGAAACUCGCUAAGCUGAAGGAUAUUCGCGUCCAACGUAACGCUACUGGCGCGUUGCUUAACAUGACCCACUCCCACGAAAACCGUCAGGAAUUGGUCAACGCCGGCGCCGUCCCCGUGCUCGUGCUGUUGCUUGCUCACGAAGACACUGACGUCCAGUACUACUGUACCACUGCUCUUUCCAAUAUCGCCGUCGACGAAGCUAACCGGAAGAAAUUGGCCACCACCGAACCCAAACUCGUGGGCCAGUUGGUUAACCUCAUGGACUCGCCGUCGCCCCGGGUCCAGUGCCAAGCGACGCUUGCGUUGCGUAACUUAGCCUCGGACCUGGGCUACCAAGUGGAAAUCGUCAGGGCCGGCGGGUUGCCCCACUUGGUGCAAUUGUUGACCUGCAACCACCAGCCGUUGGUGUUGGCGGCGGUGGCGUGUAUCCGCAACAUCUCCAUCCACCCGUUGAACGAAGCCCUCAUCAUCGAGGCCGGGUUCCUCAAACCGUUGGUGAGCUUACUCGACUUCAACGAGCUGGAGGAGAUCCAGUGCCACGCGGUGCUGACCCUCCGCAACUUGGCGGCGUCGUCGGAAAAGAACCGCACCGCCCUUCUCGCCGCCGGCGCCGUCGACAAGUGUAAGGACUUGGUGUUGCUGGUGCCGUUGCUGGUGCAACUGGAGAUCCUGGCGUGUUUCGCCAUCUUGGCCCUCGCCGACGACUUGAAGCCCAAGCUCUACGAAGCCCACAUAAUAGACGUGCUCAUCCCCCUCACCUUCUCCGACAACGGCGAAGUCUGUGGCAACCUGGCGGCGGCAUUGGCCAAUUUAUGUUCCCGGGUGCUGAACGAACACAAGCUGUUCAUCUUGGACAACUGGCUGCAGCCUAACGACGGCAUCCACGGGUUCUUGGUGCGGUUCUUGUCGCUGGGACUGGCGACGUUUGAGCACAUCGCCCUCUGGACCAUUCUCCAGUUGUUGGAGCUGAACAACACCGAGAUCAACUCAUUGAUCAAGGACAACGAGCAGAUCUUGCUGGGGAUCAAGGAGUUGCUGGCGAUGCAGCACCAGGGCCACCUGGCGCAGCCGGGCGACGAGAGCUACGACGACCCCAAGGUGGAGUUGUACAACUUGACCCAACAGAUUUUGCAAAUCUUGGGCUAA
Molecule: messenger RNA, 1671 nt
Organism: Diutina rugosa
Lineage: Eukaryota; Fungi; Ascomycota; Pichiomycetes; Serinales; Debaryomycetaceae
Gene: VAC8
Product: protein anchor
Exons: 1
Coding region: 1-1671 (556 amino acids)
Biological process (GO): nucleus-vacuole junction assembly; vacuole inheritance
Cellular component (GO): fungal-type vacuole membrane
Molecular function (GO): protein-membrane adaptor activity; protein binding
Source: RefSeq, a predicted model, not a curated record